This is a messenger RNA of Pteronotus mesoamericanus, 4055 nucleotides long. RefSeq names its product mitogen-activated protein kinase kinase kinase 15 (gene MAP3K15). The coding region runs from base 1 to 3975 and encodes 1324 amino acids. The transcript is spliced from 30 exons. Lineage: Eukaryota; Metazoa; Chordata; Mammalia; Chiroptera; Mormoopidae. Gene Ontology annotation, molecular function: MAP kinase kinase kinase activity; ATP binding. The record is from RefSeq and is a predicted model, not a curated record. Gene Ontology annotation, biological process: protein phosphorylation; MAPK cascade; cellular response to stress.
AUGGAGAGCGACCGCGGGAGCCCCCCGGCUGAGGCGCUCUGGGCGGCGACCGAGCCCCCACAGCGGCCGCCGUCGCCGGGAGAUGCGAGGCCGGCUGGGCCGGGGAAGCCAGACGGGGCGGCCGCGAGCGUGGGGCGCGGCAGGCGGCCGCGGUGGGCUCUGAGGGCCGUGUACGUCCGCAACGAGAGCCCGCAGGACGGCGCGGCCGGCGGUCCUCAGGCGGGAGCGCUCCGGUGCCUCGCCCGAGCCUGCGAGGCCGAGGGCGCCCACCUCAGCCCCGUGCCCUUCGGGGAGCUCGACCUCGGGGAAACGGCCGUGCUCGACGCCUUCCACGAAGCAGAUAUUGCUGUGGUGGAUAUGAGUGAUAUCUCCAAACAGCCUUCACUUUUCUACCAUCUUGGAGUUCGAGAAAGCUUCAACAUGGCAAAUAACGUGGUCCUGUACUAUGACACCGACACCGACACUGCUCUUUCAUUGAAGGAUAUGGUAACUCAAAAAAACACAGUGUGUAGUAGAAAUUAUUAUUUCAUCCCAUACACCAUGAAACCGUGCACUGAUUACGUUUCCUGCAAGGGCGAUUUCCAGAAACUUGCCUCGGAGUGCAUGCAGCCCAACUGGGUCACCAUCAUGGGUGCCCUGUGCGUGCCCCUGGUGGACAGGUUCACCAGCCUCCUCAGGGACAUCCACGCGACCUCAUGUUUUUAUUAUGAAGAAACUUUGUUAAAUGAUAUCCAGAGAGCCAGAGAGAGAUACCAGGACAAAGAUCUAGCGAAGGAGCUGGCUCGGAUCAAACUCCGCAUGGAUAGUAAUGAAGUUCUGAGUUCAGACAUCAUCAUUAAUUUACUGCUGUCCUACCGCGAUAUCCAGGACUAUGAUGCAAUGGUGGACCUGGUAGAAACAAUGGAACUCCUGCCUGUGUGUGAUUUGACCGACCAACAUAAUAUUAAAUUCCACUAUGCAUUUGCACUGAAUAGGAGAAAUGGCAAAGGUGAUCGUGAAAAGUCUCUGCAGGUCAUACUCCAGGUCCUACAAAGCUGUGAUCACCCAUCCUCUGCCAUGUUCUGCCUGUGUGGAAUGAUCUACAAGGACAUCUUUUUGGAUUCACACUGCAGAGAUUACGCCAGCAGAGACAGCGCCAUUGAGUGGUAUCGCAAAGGGUUCGCGCUCCAGUCAUCUCUUUAUACCGGAGUUAACCUUGCAGUUUUGCUGACAGUCGCUGGACAGCAAUUUGAAACAUCCACGGAACUAAGGAAUAUAGGUGCCCAGCUGAACAGUUUGUUGGGAAGAAAAGGGUGCUUGGAGAAAAUGAACAAUUACUGGGAUGUAGGUCAGUUCUUCAACGUCAGCUUGUUGGCCAGUAAUAUCGGGAAGGCCAUCCAGGCAGCAGAGAGGUUGUUCAAACUGAAGCCUCCAGUGUGGUACUUGCGAUCACUAGUCCAGAAUUUGUUUUUAAUUCUGCGCUUCAAGAAACCUAUUAUCGAACAUUCACCCCGGCGAGAACGACUUAACUUCUGGUUAGAUAUCAUUUUCGCAGCGACAAACAAAGUUCCUAAUGGAGUCAGAUUUCCAGUUUUGGUGCUAGAACCAUCCAAAGUCUAUCGGCCUUCAUAUGUCUCUGUAAACAGUGAAGCUGAAGAGAGGACAGUUUCUCUGUGGCAUGUCUCACCCACAGAAAUGAAGCAAAUCCAUGAAUGGAAUUUUACAGCUGCUUCCAUUAAGGGAAUAAGCAUAUCCAGGUUUGAUGAACGAUAUUGUUUUCUUUAUGUUCAUGGAAAUUCUGAUGACUUUCAAAUCUACUUUUCCACCAAAGAGCACUGUAGUAGGUUUUGCUCUUUGGUCAAAGAGAUGAUAACCAGUGCAGAGGAGAAUAUAGUGGAACUGGAGGGACAGACAGGUGGGGACACCUUAGAGUAUGAGUAUGACCGUGAUGCAAAUGGUAAUCGAAUUGUGCUGGGGAGAGGUGCGUAUGGGAUCGUGUAUGCCGGGAGAGAUCUGAGCAAUCAAGUACGGAUAGCUAUCAAAGAAAUCCCAGAGAGAGGCAGUAGACACUCCCAGUCUCUUCAUGAGGAAAUAGCCCUACACAAGUACCUCAAGCACCGCAAUGUUGUUCAGUACCUGGGCUCCAUUUCGGAAAACGGCUACAUUAAGAUAUUCAUGGAGCAGGUGCCUGGCGGAAGCCUUUCUGCUCUUUUGCAAUCAAAGUGGGGGCCGAUAAAGGAGUCCACCAUCAAGUUUUACACCAAGCAGAUCCUGGAAGGCCUUAAGUAUCUCCAUGAAAACCAGAUUGUGCACAGAGACAUAAAGGGUGAUAAUGUUCUGGUGAAUAUCUAUAGUGGAGUGGUGAAAAUCUCCGAUUUUGGAACAUCUAAACGCCUUGUGGGAGUGAAUGCAUGUACAGACACUUUUGCUGGCACUCUGCAGUACAUGGCACCUGAGAUUAUUGAUCAAGGACUUCGUGGGUAUGGUUCCCCCGCUGAUAUCUGGUCCCUGGGCUGCACCGUCAUUGAGAUGGCCACCGGCAGGCCUCCAUUCCAUGAGCUUGGUGAUCCCCAAGUGGCAAUGUACAAAGUGGGGAUGUUUAAGAUCCACCCUGAGAUUCCGAAAGCCCUUUCAGCUGCAGCCAGAGCCUUCCUUUUAUCCUGUUUUGAGCCGGAACCCCAGAAACGUGCCACUGCCACUGAUCUUCUCAAAAAGAAUUUCAUAAGGGAAGUGACCAAGGACAAGAAGAUCCAAAUGACUCCCAAACCAUCAGGUGAGGCCUACCAGGACAGCCGAGUGCCGCACUGGGCCCCUGGGUUCUGUGUUGAGGAUUCCCAGGCCACUGCCCCGGCCGUGGACAAGGGUAAGUGCGUGAGCCACAGCAGGAGGGAGUGUGACCCUGGCCCCCCGGAGGUGGAUGCCCAGCCUGAUAGGUCCUCUGAGAGAUCCUGGGAGCCCAAGCAUGAUAUCUGUCAGCUACUCAGUGUUCCAGUCGAGGACUGUGGCUUGGAAGACCAGUGCGCAACCUUGUGCCCCGAGAACAGGGAUCCUGGCCUCUUCCUGUUGAACGAGGAUGGCGAGUGCCGUGCCAUCCUGUACAGAAUUCUCAGGGAGGAGCAGAACCAGGUGGUUUCCAGCCUGCAGGAGUGUGUGGCCCAGAGUUCAGAAGAGCUGUACCUCUCAGUCGACCACUUCAAGCAAAUAAUUAGGAUCCUGAGGGACUUCAUCCAGUCCCAGGAGCUCAAGGUGAUGGCAUCCAUGAUAUCAAAGCUAAAGGUGGACCUGGAAUCUGACAGCUCGUCCCUCGAUCAGAUUCACCUGGUAUUUUUUGGAUUUCACAAUGCUGUCAACAAAAUUGUGAAAAAGCACUUAGUUAACCCCCACUGGAUGUUUGCGAUGGACAGCAUCAUCCAGCAAGCUGUGCUGGCUGCACUCAGCAUUCUUUUCCCAGAGCUCAAAGCAGACCGUGAGGCCACCUCCAAGACAGAAGGGGUGAAUAAGGACCUGGAUGAGGUGAACCAGGACUGUCCCCCAGCAGACCCACCCAGAAGCGAAGCACAUCUCUACCAGCAGGACCUGAGCUUCCAGCUGGAACAGCUCAGGCAGGAAACCAACAGAAUUUUGGAAAACCUACUUCGAACAGAGAGAGCACGCCAGAAUCUUCUACGGCAAAGCCUAGAACAGAAAACUCGGGAAUUGUCUCACCUUCAGUCACAAUUAAAAUAUAAUGCGCCUCCAGCACCCCCUCCUGGGUUUCAUAGACAGAGACCAGAUCAAGAGCUUGUAGACUGGUUGCAACUGCAAGGAGCAGAUGCGAAUACCAUCGACAAGAUUGUUAAGGAGGGUUAUACACUUUCUGAUAUUCGUAAUGAGCUCACUAAGGAAGACCUUAGUUCCCUCGGAAUACGUGGUGAGCUCCUCUGCAAGCUCUGGACUGCAAUCUCCCAGUACAGAAGACAGACUCAGGGAGCCGCAGCUAUGCAGGAUGAGGCUUAGCCAGCCAGCUAAGCCAGGGAGCAAGGCGACAACAUCUUUGUUGUUAAAGCUUCUCAGGCAGACACACACACCAUGAACAG